AUGUCAUUUAAUCCUCAGACGCCGCAGAGUCCGUCGCACUUCUCGCCCAGUAAUUCCGAUACCGUAUCGGGUGUGCAAAGCACGAUGACCUCUUUCACCACAGCCUUGCCGACCCCGGCGCACUCCAUCAACGGCACUGCUCUGCCCUCCGAUUCGGUCGUCGACGUCAGUAUGGGCGGCGAGUCCCCCAACAAGCGAAAGCGCGUCCACGAGGACGUUGGAGAGCAGGGCCACAACCAGAAGAGGAUGCAUAUGGACGAUGGCCUACCGGCCUUGAAGGACAUGCAUGAGGAUGUAGGAGAGAAAUACCUGAUUUUGCAAAAGGCGUGGCAGCCGGCAAAGCCGCUACUCUCCGAGGACGUGUUUGAGACGUACGAUUUGACCAGCCUCGCCGGGGAAGUCGCCCGAGUGUUGCCCGAUGGAACUAAGAACGCCAUGCGUAAGACGUACAAAGGCCAGAUUAAGAAAUUAGGCCUCAUGGGACACUUCGACCCGGUGAAGAAGGAGCCAAAUGACCCGCAAGGCAUCCUCGCCUUGCUCCAGGUACCAGGCGAGGAGUUCAACAUACAUUUCGUCCGCGGUCAAGAUAUCGAAGACGGCUUCCGACCAGAGGUGCAGAAGGCUCUGAAGCAGGCCACCACCAUGGCUCGGGGCACCAUCUCCAGCAAGAAGUGGGAUCAGGGGGCUCUAGGUGACUUCGCCGGGGGAUCAAAGGGUUCGACCUCAGCAAAGGCGACGGCGCCUGGCACACCGAUGCACCCUGCCGUCGGCGGCCUCCCCAGGACCAAGGCCCAGUCCGUCGCGGCUCAGGAUGCUGCCAGACCGCGGAGAGCCAACAAGAAGAGAAGCUACGGUGACAGCAGCUUCGAGGGCUACGGUGAGGUGUACGACGACGAGACAGGGGCCGAGACCGGAUACUCAACCGGCGAGGGCGAGGGCACCAAGCGGAGAAAGAAGAAUGCCAAGUCCUUCCAACAAAUUGGAACACCCCGUCAGUCGUACGGACCUGGCAUGGUUGGUGUCUAA
Messenger RNA from Diaporthe amygdali, 1026 nucleotides. RefSeq names its product Rox3 mediator complex subunit. The transcript has 2 exons. The coding region runs from base 1 to 1026 and encodes 341 amino acids. NCBI's taxonomy places the organism in Eukaryota, Fungi, Ascomycota, Sordariomycetes, Diaporthales, Diaporthaceae. Gene Ontology annotation, cellular component: mediator complex. The record is from RefSeq and is a predicted model, not a curated record. Gene Ontology annotation, biological process: regulation of transcription by RNA polymerase II. Gene Ontology annotation, molecular function: transcription coregulator activity.